AUGGGCAACAAGCCCACGUCGAACCCUCGUUGGAAAAAAAUUGGGUCGUGGAACCUCGUGGAACCGACGACAGAAAUCGAGCUUACCGGAGCUUACCAAACUUUUGCAGAGCCGAUCUUGUGGAUUUCACGUGGUCGGCGUCUCCCGUGGGAUCCACAUUCCCGCUUGGCAAGAAGCGCCCCUGGGGUGUAUUAUUUGGGUGAAAGUGUCAGGAUAUUCAAAGCAUGCUAA
This is a messenger RNA of Puccinia graminis f. sp. tritici CRL 75-36-700-3, 231 nucleotides long. RefSeq lists its product as uncharacterized. The record is from RefSeq and is a predicted model, not a curated record. The coding region runs from base 1 to 231 and encodes 76 amino acids. The transcript has a single exon. Lineage: Eukaryota; Fungi; Basidiomycota; Pucciniomycetes; Pucciniales; Pucciniaceae.